UACCACCAGCAUCAGCAUCUGUAGCAGUAGCCGUAAAAGUUGUAGAAAGUUCCUUCUCCUCCUGCUCCUCCAGUAUAUCGCCAGUAAUAUUAUCAUCAGCUUCAGCUUCAAUAUCAGUAUCAGCAUCAUUAUCAUCAUCAGCUUCAUACGACUCAUUGCAUUGCAUCGUAUUACUUUAUUUGAAAGCUUCCCCCAGCUCGCUCCCCCUUUGGCGUCAUCAUUACAAAACUACACGUACACGUGUGAGUCCGUGUGUGUGCGUGCCUGCCUGCUUGCGUGAGUGAGUGAUACGAUUUAUUUCUCCAAUGUGUGCAUGUGUGUGCGUCUGUGCAUCCUGUGAUUAGUUUCGAAGCACUUGGCAUACCUCGCUUGUAAUUGUAAUCAUUACUUGAGUGUGGAUCCCCCACAUACACACACAGCCCCCCACAUUGACAUCCUCACUCACUACGCCACCCACAAAGAAAAGGAAGAGUAAAACGUUAAAGUAGUAAGAAAAAAAAAAAAAACAAACAAAAAAAAAAGGAAGCAAGCAAGGAAGAAGGAAGAAGAAAAAGUUUCUAAAAAGGAUAUCAUAAGAAAACAGCUAAAAUACAAUCGAGCCAUUUGCAAACGUUCGGCAGCAAAAUGCCCGAUACCAUUUCAGUCAUAGAUACCCGAAGAAUCAAUGGAGACAUGAAUCAUCAGGCAUCAACGUGUGGCAAGAUCCUGAUAUUCCUUUCGGUGUGUCUGGUCAUUUUGACGUUGCCCUUCAGUUUGUUUGUGUGUUUUAAGGUGGUCCAGGAAUAUGAACGUGCUGUUAUCUUUCGUUUAGGUCGUUUGAUGCAGGGCGGUGCCAAAGGACCAGGAAUAUUUUUCAUCCUGCCAUGUAUAGACUCAUAUGCCAGAGUGGAUUUACGUACAAGGACAUAUGAUGUGCCACCACAGGAGGUCUUAACAAAGGACAGUGUUACUGUGUCAGUGGAUGCCGUCGUCUAUUAUCGGGUUUCGAAUGCAACAGUCUCCAUAGCAAAUGUGGAAAAUGCACAUCAUUCGACAAGGCUGCUGGCGCAAACCACUCUGCGAAACACAAUGGGCACCCAACACUUGCACGAGAUUCUCAGUGAGCGUAUGACAAUUUCCGACACCAUGCAGGUACAAUUGGAUGAAGCUACCGACGCUUGGGGCAUUAAAGUGGAACGUGUUGAAAUCAAAGAUGUACGUCUACCCGUCCAAUUACAAAGAGCCAUGGCUGCCGAGGCAGAGGCAGCACGAGAGGCACGUGCCAAAGUCAUAGCCGCCGAGGGUGAACAGAAAGCCUCGAGAGCAUUAAGAGAAGCCUCCGAAGUUAUUGGCGAUUCACCGGCAGCAUUACAGCUACGUUAUUUACAGACAUUGAGUGCCAUUUCAGCCGAGAAGAACUCAACCAUCGUAUUCCCAUUGCCCAUUGAUCUGAUAACGUAUUUCCUCAAGUCGAACGAUGCUGAUACAAUAAAAACCGCCGCCAAUACAGCCCAGGCCAUUGCUGACCGCGAAGCCGUUCCCACACCCGUCAUAGUGCCAUCCACCGUAGCCGGGGCUGCAUCGAUGAUGGCGGGCAUGGGUCCCAUACCGACAACGAGCAGCAAUGUGAACAAUGUGAAUCAUGAAACCAAUGGCAUUGUUACUGCAGCUAUGUAAAAUUGCUUGCUCUGAGAAAAAAGGAAACAAAAUGAAUAUGAGAAUAGAUAGAGAGAGCGCGAGUUGUAGCAACAAAUAAAAAAGAAGCAAAAAACAAAAAAAAAAAAACAAAAAACGUUAGUGUCAGUCAGUGCAAAUAUUUUGAGAUGUACCCAAAUACAGAAACAACAACAAUAAAUACAAAUAAGAUGGCAUUUACUUAUGUAUACAGAUGAACAUAAAGCCCCCUUAUUCCCAUUCUCCAACCCCUCCCCCCACGAUCCCGUUCAAAAUACACAAACUAAGCAAAUUGAUUUCCCUCUCUCUCUCCCCAAUAAAAUGCAUGAUCCUCCCCCUUAAAUGAUGUUGAAAAGAGAAGAUUAAAUGAAAAUCCAGAAAAAGUAAAAGUAAUAAUAAUAAUAAUGAUGAUGAUGAAGAAAAUAAUAACAAGACCCCUCCAGAACUUACGAUUUCACAAAACAGGCAAUACAAGGAUUAAAAAAAAAACACAAAAAUAAAAUUAUUAAAAAAGAGGAACUUAAUCAAAGCUGUAAACAAUAACCGAUCACAAUCCAUCUCACUCUCAUUUACGAUUCGAACUCUAAUAAAUACACGAAAAAUUGUGUUCUUGUUCGCCACACAAGAUUAUUUUCAUGGCAUUAGAGUGAUCGAUUGUUACGUUUCAAUAUGACAUCAUCAAAAUAAGUUUUAUUAACCUUGUUUGUUGUAUCGAAUAGUUUUACUAUGAAUAAGUUUAAAAAGAUCGGCAUUUGUGUCACCAUGGGAAAACGCAACCAAAAUCCAAAUAGGUUGGCCACGCGAACCCUAAAAUUUGGGUUCAGCAUUAUACAAGCAGUAUGCCAGAUCCUUUAAAAUUCUGAGUCUCUUUGCAAUGUAUUCUACACCUAGCUGUCAAUUCUGUGCAGAAAGAUUCCAUUCCAUAUCAUGAUAGCUCGCUUUGAACGAAAAGAUAACCGACAUGCAUUGCUUUUAAUCAGUGCUACAAAUAUUAAAGGGAGGAAUACAAUAUUCUGUCAAAAUGUACCGGAAGAAGUCAAAUUUUAAUUAAAAUACAUAACUAAUGAUAUAGGCAGAUAGGUCUUUUGAGAAAUAUUGAUAAGGCCUUUGAACAUCAAUAAAGGGAGAAUAUCGUUGCAUGGGUCUGUAUCAAAACUUGGACUCAAUUUAAAGAUUUUUGGCGAUGGUUUUUAUAUACCCUCCACCAAAGUAUGGAGGGUAUAUUAAGUUUGUCAUUCCGUUUGUAACACCUCGAAAUAUUCAUUUUAGAACCCACAAACUAUAUAUAUUCUCGAUCAGCAUAAAAUUCUAUGUCGAUUUAGCGAUAUCCUUCCGUCUGCCCUUCUAUACGUCUAUGGAAAUCACUCUAGCUUCCGAACGAAAUGAAGUAGGUUGAUAGAAUUUUACUCCAAUAUGUAUUGUGUAUGCAGGACUUGUGGUAUUUAAAAUGGGUCAUGAAGGUCCACGUUUUGGUAUAGCCCCCAUAUACUGGUACCUCCCGUUAUUCGGUAUUUUGAUGAUUUUAGCGACAUUAUUCAUCAGAAUUCUUUCAAAUUUGGUAUUUGAUGUUUGAAAUGAAUACUGCAGCCUAAGACAGAAAAUUGUCUGUGCAGGUUAACGUCUUCGUAUAUUCCCCUUAUAAUUGUACCUUCCUUUUUCCGGCAUUUUGGUGAUUUCAGCGACCUUAUUUACCCGAAUUGUUUCCAAUUUGGUGUUUGAAUUUCGUAAUGGAUACUUCAGCCUAAGAAAGAAAAUUGUUCGUGCAGGUCCACAUCUUCGUAUAGCUACCAUAUAAUGGUACCUCCCGAUAUUCGGUAUUUUGAUGAUUUUAGCGACAUUAUUCACCGAUUUUUUUUCAAUUUUCGCAUUUGAAUAUUGUAAUGGCUUAUGACAAAAGUGGCCUAUGCAUGUCCAUACCCUAAUACAACUGCUUACCGAAUGAAGCAGUUAAGAUUAUAACAGAAUUUUUAUUCAACGUAAUUGUCUCAAAUUUGGCAUUUGAAGUUUGUUAUGAAUACUACAGCUUACGACAGAAAAUUGUCUGUGCAGGUCCACGUCUUCGUAUAGCACCAAUAUAACGGUACCUCCCUAUAUUCGGUAUUUUGAUGUUUUUAGCGACAUUAUUCACCGAUUUUUUUUCAAUUUUCGCAUUUGAAUAUUGUAAUGGCUUAUGACAAAAGUGGCCUAUGCAUGUCCAUACCCUAAUACAACUGCUUACCGAAUGAAGCAGUUAAGAUUAUAACAGAAUUUUUAACGGAUUUUUUUUAUACCCUACACCACAUAGUGGUAAGGGUAUUAUGUCUUUGUGCAUUUCUUUGUAACAAGCAAAAGGCAACGAGAUAGACCCAUAGUACCUUUUGAUGAUCUGCAUAGAAUAACAUUCUGAGUCGAUUUAUGCAUGUCCGUCCCUCCGUCCGUCUGUCCGUCUGUCCAUGUAUUUUUGUAAACAAAGUACAGUUCGCAUUUAUUGCCCUAUCCAGAUGAAAAUUUGCACAAAUCAUUUGUUUGGCCCAAGGACGAACCCUAUUGAAAUUGGAAACAAUCGGUCAAAAUUUAGAUAUAUCUCCCAUAUAUAUCUUCGUCCGAUUUGCCUUUUAUUGUGCACCAAACGUGUAAUAUCAUCCCGAAUAGUAUGGAAUUUUGCACAUACAAUCAAAUUAGGCCUGAAAAUAAGAAUGCCAAAUUUCAUCGAAAUCGGUUCAGAUAUGGCCAUAGCUACCAUAUAUAUUGUUCAUCCGAUUUGUUAUUUUAGUCCUCCGCAGCCGUAAUAUGCACUCUGUAACAACAAUAUUUGGGGAAAUAUAUCAAAUGCAGCUCAGAAAUACGUUUGCUAAAUUUUAUCGAGAUCGGUUCAGAUUUGGAUAUAGCUCCCAUUUAUAACUUCGUCCGAUUUACCUUUUAUUGUGCACCAAACGUCUAAUAUUUGCCCAAAUUGGAUGAAAUUUGGCACUUACGACCGAAUUGAGUCUAGAAGCUAGUAUGUCAAAUUUGGUGAAGAUCGGUUCAGAUAUAGCUAUAGCUCCCAUAUAUACUGUUCAUCCGAUUUGUCAUAUUUGUUACCCACAGCCGUAAUAUGCACUCCGUAACAACGAUAUUCAGAGAAAUAUACCAAAUACAGCUCAGAAAUAUCUUUGCCAAAUUUUAUCGAGAUCGGUUCCGAUUUGGAUAUAGCCCACAUAUAUAUUUUUAUCCGAUUUCAAAUUAAUUGUGCGCCAAAUGGGCAAUACAAGUCCGAAUUUAAAAGAUACAAAUGCUUCGGCAUAUUUAGUCCUUUGAACUUUAAACUAUAAUUAUAAUCAUAGCGUGUAUGAUUGAAUUCUCGCAUAAAAACUUUUAAUUGUUAUGUGGAGCUCUACUAAAUUAGCAAAGUGGUGUAGGGUAUCAUAAAGUCGGCCCCGCCCGACAUUAAGACUUUCUUUACUGGUUUGGUAUAUUAUAAUGGUUUUACUGUGCAGAAAGAUUCCAUAAAUUAGGUCGAUUUCCAUUCCAUAUCAUGACAGCUCGUUUUGGCCGAAAAGAUAACUGACAUACUCUUAAACGUAAUUUUUUGAUUUUGAUGCUAUAAAUAUUGAAGGGAGGAAUACAAUAUUCUGUCAAAAUGUACCGGAAGAAGUCAAAUUUUAAUUAAAAUACAUAACUAAUUAUAGGCAGGUAGGUCUACACAAAAUUUCAUUUUUCAAAUUUCAAACAAUUCCGUGAAAAAAUUGGCUACGAUCAUCAAAAUACCGAAUAUCGGGAGGAUAGGAGUUGACUUUUAUAGAAACUGUGCAAUAUAAACAGAUGAACCCUUUAUGGAAUAUCAAUACUGAAUUUUAAGCAAUUCCGUUAGAAAGUGUGAUUUAAAUCGUAAAAUACUGAAUAUCGGGAAGGCUCUUUAUAUGAGGGCUAUAGGACAAAGUGGAUCUAUAAUGACAGUUUUCUGGAUGUAGAAUCUAAUAUGAACUAAAAAUAUCGAAUUUUCGUUAUUCCUCUGAAAACUGAUCCUAAAAUCAUCAAAAUACCGAAUAUGGGAAGAUACAAAUAUAUGGGGACUAUAGGAAAACAUGGACGUAUAUGGACAAUAUUUUGUCGAUAGAUAGAUCAAAAUUUUAACUCUAAAUAUCAAAACUUAAACUAUUUCGCUUGCAAAUGUGACUUAAAUUGUCAAAAUUACGAACAACGGGAGGUACUGUUACAUGGAGGCUUCACGAAAAAGUGAAUCCAUAAAGACAAAGUUCUGCCACGGGAGGUAGAUCCCAAUAUAAACUCUAAAUACCGAAUUUUAAACUAUCACUUUAGAAAGUGUGGGAAAAAUCGUCAAAAUGCCGGAUAUGGGGAAGUACAACUAUAUGGGAGCUAUAGAUAAACGUUGACCAAGGUUAGGUAAGGUUAAAAGGAUUCAUGGUUGUGUAAACAACCACUCGACUCGGUGACCUAUUGGUCUAUUGUGUUCGUCCUAAUUUAGAGAAGAUGGAAGCUUAGAAUAAUAAAAGGGAAGUUAACGAAUAGUGAAGAAGCGUGAAUUUGAAGAUAGGACUAGAGAAGUUAGUAGGUUUGUAUCCACUGUGUAUUCAGCCAUUUUAGUCUUCUGGCUUAUUGAAGAAUGACUACUGGCUCGGUCGGGAGCACAAGUCGGUCAGAAUUUGCUUACCCACUCCGAUAAGAGUUGUGCAGUGGCAGAGUAAGUGCUCCACCGCCUCAAUUUCCUCCUCGUCUUGACAAAGCCUGCAGUAUUCAGCAUCGUCCCCCGCCCACCCUUAGAAGUCAUGGCAAUUAUGUUGUAGUGUCCUGUAAUUAGGCCCACCACAAGCGUCAUGUCCGACUUUGUCGGGGAAGUGAUCAGGGAUCAGAAUAUGAGUGACCUUGAUCUCCUUUGGAGACUUUACAUUCCCUCCCAAUUAGCCAGUUCGGUUGAAAAUUUCUAAGAUAAAGUUUAUGCAGUAUUUGGAAGAAGUGGCAGAUAGGUGGCUUCACUGAGCUCUCAAUUUCUAGAUCUACUGACCCAGAUCAGCGUCUGGUCAAUUCUAUAGCCGAUUCAUUGCCAGAUAUGUUGCAGUGUCCAGGGAUCUAACAGAGUUUGAGAGACGACUUACCUUUCCUGUAAAAUAUGGCUAUUCUUCGAACUUGAUCCGACUGCAGACAAAAUACCACUCUAUGCAAAAUGUUAUUUUCCUACCGCAUGCCGUUAGGACUCUAACGUGAUAACAACAGACGGACGGGCGGACAGACAGACCGACGGAAAAACAUUGCUAUAUCGACAUAGAAUCUUAUGCUGAUCAAGAAUAUAUACUUUGUUGAGUCGCAAAUGAUUAUUUCGAUGAGUUACAAAUAAAAUGACAAACUUAAUUUACCCUCCAUGCUAUGUAUGGUGAAAGGUAUUAAAAAGCUAUAUUUCAAGUUUC
This is a messenger RNA of Musca domestica (house fly), 7034 nucleotides long. RefSeq names its product band 7 protein AGAP004871. The record is from RefSeq and is a predicted model, not a curated record. Bases 625 to 1656 code for a protein of 343 amino acids. NCBI's taxonomy places the organism in Eukaryota, Metazoa, Arthropoda, Insecta, Diptera, Muscidae. The transcript is spliced from 8 exons. Gene Ontology annotation, cellular component: plasma membrane.